CUUUUUUGGUCUUACUUCGAACUUUUUUACACGUAGUUGGCUGGAGUUGUUGCCGUGGAAGUGAUCGGAGGACUGGAGAUUCCUUCCAUCUCGGUAGAGAAGCCUUUUUGAAUGAUGUUCUCUGCGUGGUAUACAGGGCAUUCGAUAAGAGACAAACUAUAACAGAAUCCAUUUAUAAGAUUGGACUUUGAAGUAGACUCAAACAUGAAGUUCUUGGAACACACUCCCUUGGACAGCAUUAAUGAUUUUCUAAAUCAUGUAAACCUUGGCGAGUGUACUGUUAGAGGAAAUCUUGAAGCGUACUCCUGCAAGCAUACUGGAACAGAUAGGAAGUUGUCUUUUAGUUUGGAAAAUGAGAUUCUUGAUUCUCUUGGGCAAUCUUCAGACAGUGACCGUUCCUCUCCGGGUGAAUUCCUGUCGAGUAGAUCCAGCCGAAAGACACUGAUUUACCUGGUUCUCACUCUGAGCCACAUCUAUCCAGAUUAUGACUUCAGUGCGGUGCGAGCUCACCAGUUUUUCAGUGAGGAAGGAUGGGACAGCUUCAUGCUGACAUUUGACACUUACAUGUUUGAAACAGCAAAGGAAUGGGCUGAGGCUAACGGGGGCAGCACUCUACUUGAAAGUUUAUAUAAAGCUUUGGAUGAGGUUGUUAGACUAUCAGAAUGUGAGAUUUACAGCUACAAUCCAGAUUCGGAUGGAGAACCUUUUCUAGAAAAAGGAGCGAUAUGGGCUUUCAAUUUCUUCUUUUAUAAUCGAAAGUUGAGGCGUGUUGUAAGUUUCCGUUGUUGUUGCUUAAGCAAUUUGGCGGCAGAUGGUUUUAUCACUGAUGAGUUGUCCGACAAGGAAAACACAGAAAUUUUCGAUGAGAUGGACAUGUGAUGGAUCUCUCCAUGGAGACUGUAAAAAGUGGCUUUAACACCUUGUGAACAACUGUUGUAUAUUUCUUAAGCUUCUUCACCAUUUGAAGAUGGUGUUGUACAAAGCAUGCUACUCAAACUCUGUUGCAGAACAGUUAAAUUGCUGUAGUUGUGGUAUUCUAUUAUGCAUCACAUGAUCUGAAUGUGAUUGCCAACAAUCUAAAACACAGGUUCUUUGUAAGUAAGUCCUUGUACU
Messenger RNA from Telopea speciosissima, 1113 nucleotides. RefSeq names its product repressor of RNA polymerase III transcription MAF1 homolog. Gene Ontology annotation, biological process: negative regulation of transcription by RNA polymerase III. Gene Ontology annotation, molecular function: RNA polymerase III core binding. The coding region runs from base 205 to 879 and encodes 224 amino acids. Gene Ontology annotation, cellular component: nucleus. Lineage: Eukaryota; Viridiplantae; Streptophyta; Magnoliopsida; Proteales; Proteaceae. The record is from RefSeq and is a predicted model, not a curated record. The transcript has 11 exons.